Messenger RNA from Amborella trichopoda, 2052 nucleotides. RefSeq lists its product as uncharacterized. The record is from RefSeq and is a predicted model, not a curated record. NCBI's taxonomy places the organism in Eukaryota, Viridiplantae, Streptophyta, Magnoliopsida, Amborellales, Amborellaceae. Gene Ontology annotation, molecular function: nucleotidyltransferase activity; RNA binding. Gene Ontology annotation, biological process: RNA processing.
GAUAGAGUUGAGGUUCUAUACAAUCAUAUUAGCGCCCACCUCAAAACGAAAAGGUUUUUCUCUCUCAGAGAAUUGGGCUCUGGAAUCGAACCCGGAAUGUGGAGUUGCAAUUGUGCACAUCGUGACCAACCAAGCGGGCGUCCAAAUCCCAUUCCAUUGCUGGGCCGUCAAGCUACCAUCACAACGCAUCGAAGCAUGAGAAGCGGAGUUUUAAUGGAUUCAUAGCAAAAACUCACCACUAAAAUGGCCGCUGUACCAAUACCCACCCCUGCGACCCUCUGGAGAUGAUGUUUCCUAUUCUCUCUUAUGGCUAUUAUUGCUCAGAGGAGAACCCUUUCUUUUCCAUUUCCUCUUUCCUCAUCUCUCGACGCACUCUUCUGCAUCAUAAAGAGAUUGAAUCAUACGGCAACUAGCACUGGAGAAAACCUCUGUUUCCAAAAUGAUUGUUUUGAUACAUCAACAUGGAAGGUGGUGGACUCAAGAACUGUUGGGGUCAACAAAUGGAUGGUUGCAUCUCCAGUAUGGACUAUUAUGAAAGUUCUCCAAAGAAAAGGAUAUGAUUCCUACUUAGUGGGUGGAUGUGUGAGAGACUUGUUGCUGGGAAAGACACCAAAAGAUUUUGAUGUGGUCACCACUGCAGGUCUAAACAAGAUUAGAAGGACAUUUCAUGAUUGCCUAAUUGUGGGUAGACGAUUUCCUGUUUGUCACGUGAACAUUCAAGGUUCUACUGUUGAGGUAUCAAGCUUUGAGACAACCGAUCCCUUUGCUCAAACAGAAUCUAAUCUUGAUUCACACGUGCCCUCUGGUUGUAAUCAUAAAGACUUUAUUCGUUGGAAGGACUGCAUGCGAAGGGAUUUUACUAUUAAUGGAUUGUUCUAUGACCCCUUCGCAAAUACAAUCUAUGAUUAUGCCAAUGGGAUGAAGGAUUUGAGCAUGUGCAAGCUGCGAACUCUGAAACCUGCUCAUGCAUCAUUUAGAGAAGAUUGUGCAAGAAUUUUGCGUGGAUUUAGAAUCGCGGCUCGUCUUAAUUUGGUUUUCUCAAAAGAGACUGCCUCUGCCAUUCGAGAUCUUUCUUCUUCCAUAGCCAUGCUGAGUAAGGCUAGGCUGUUACUGGAAUUGAACUAUAUGUUAGCAUUUGGUGCUGCUGAGGCCUCUCUCCAAUUGCUAUGGAAAUUCAGACUCCUCGAAAUUGUCCUUCCACUACAUGCUGCAUAUUUGACUCAUCAAGCAAAGAUCCUUUCUGAUGGGAAUCCCAAUAUGCUAAUGGGUUUAUUUGCUAAUCUAGAUAAGUUGCUUGCAUCAAAUCGCCCUUCUAAUACUAAUUUAUGGAUUGGCCUGUUAGCAUUUCACCUUGCUUUGCUUAGUCAACCACAAGAGGCUCUUGUAGUAUGGACUUUCUCCUCCUUUUUGUUUCAUGGCAAUUGGAGCAAAGCAGUGAGCAUAGGAAGACAAAAUGCUCAAGUUGGUGUGCAUUAUCUUCCUGAAAUUUUGGAGUCAAAGGAAACUAAAACUGAUGCGCUACUGUCAUCUGAAGUAUCACAAUUUGCAUUAAAAGUGAUAUCGUCAAUAGAUGCUAUGUCUGAACCAGAUGCCUCUCUUGAAACAGUGUCUGACCUCCCACUUUCUCCAUGUUUAGGUUUGGCCCUGAUAUCUAAGAGAAUGGCCAAUCAAGUGGCAAUGAUCUUCGAGGUUGUUCGAAGUGAUCGAAAUCCAAGAGCUGUGCAAGAGAGCUCUGAAAUAGACUACAAGCUUCUGAGGCAAGGCGACCUCGAACAAGUCAGGUUUGUGCUUGGAAAGGUUAUCAUGGAAACUCUGAAGGCAGGUGCUCCUCUUAUUGAGAAAAUGCUUCCGUCUCCCCCUCGAAGCCUAUCGGCAAUUUUUAGAUCUAAAUAAACUUAUACUUGUACACAUCUUCUAUUUUAUUAUUUUUAGUUCUAGUUUUGGCUAGGUAUAUUUGUACAUUAACAUACCCCAUGUAAUACUAGUUUUUUCUCUUCAAAUCAUUUUGGAGCUCUGUGAAAAUAAAUCAAUCAAUUCACAGCAGUUCAUUUC